UGAGUAUUUUGUAUUCAUUUCCCCAGACUUUUGACCCAAGGCUCAAAGCUGUACAGAACUUCCGCCGAGGCCGCUUCAAAUCCGAGUCUUCGGUCUCGGGCUCAUUUGAUGGCGACCAUGCAUCCCCAGACGCACGCCAUGCGUCGCCUUCGCCAUCUUCAUUUAGCAACAACAGCACAACGGCGAAUAUGGAACAGUCAUUUGGCCAGGUCCAAGAGUCUCUUGAUCUCCCCACACGGCCAAGGUUUCUGCCACAGUUCAGGAGCUUUACCUCGUCAUCCACAUUCGGGGCCCGGGCUUCCACAAGUCCUGCACCCAGCCGCAGCGCUGUCACAGAAGACCCGUUGGGCCUGCAAAUAGUGCAGCCGGUCGAUGAACCUGCCGGGGACAUAGUGUUUGUUCAUGGACUGGGCGGCUCCGCGUGGAGGACGUGGUCAUGGAACCGCGAUACGGCGCUUUUCUGGCCCGACUGGCUGCCCGAGGAGGAGCCUUCACUGGCUAGGUUUCGCAUCUCGACCUUUGGCUACAACGCCAGUUUUCGGGGUGCGGCCACCAACCUGACCAUUCUCGACUUCGCCAAAGAUCUCUUGAUGCAGCUGCUGGCGGCCAUCGAGGAUGAUAGAGACUCCCACAGGCCGAUCAUAUUUGUGGUGCACUCUAUGGGCGGCUUGGUGGUAAAAAAGGCUUACACCCUCGGUAGGCACGACGACCGAUACGCGGACCUGGUGGCAAGGGUUAGGGGAAUACUCUUCUUAGCUACACCGCACCGAGGCUCGCAGUACGCCAAGACGCUCAACAACAUCCUGGCGGCAACGCCCACGGGAACGACCAAGGCGUACGUCUCGGGCUUGGACAUCAACUCGGAGACAAUCCAGGACAUCAACGAGGGCUUCCGGCAGCAUUGCGAGGGCCUACUGCUGUGCUCAUUUUUUGAGACUCUCAAGACUAGUCUAGGUUUAACUAAGGCCAUGAUUGUGGAAAAGUCAUCUGCAGUGUUGGGGUUUCCUCUGGAAACAUCGGCGGGGAUGGACGCCGACCAUCAUACUAUUUGCAAGUUCAGGGACAGAUCCGACCCAAAUUUCAGAAAGGUCAAAAGUAUCCUCAAAACAUGGGCAUCAGAAUUGACAGAUACUGGGCCUCCUUCAAUGGAGGCAGACUUUCAAAUUGAGCCCGAACUUCCGAGUCAAGAAAAUAUCGACCAAAGAAUUCGAGAUAUUUUCGGCGUCAGGGACCUUCCCCAAAACACCAUCACACCCAUAGACUCCGAUAACAUCAGCUACUCUACCUCAGGAGGCUGGCUGUUCGAAAAAGAAGACUUUAAAAGCUGGUUAUCCUACGAUAGUGGCCAAGCAGCCGACUGUCGCCAAUUUCUGCUUGUCGGACUUCCUGGAACUGGGAAAACAGUGCUAUCGCGACUGAGCGUCAAGAGACUCCAGUCAAUGGGACUCGAUGUGCAGCAUCAUUUUUUUGAACGCACCAACCAGUUCACCAGCACAAAGCAUUGUUGUCUUAGGGCAAUCGCUGCGCAAAUGGCCUUGUCUAUCCCCGAGUUCCGCGACGCAGUGUUGCGACUGGAAGCCAAGACGGGUCAUUCUCUGAGCUCGCCUGCUGCCACUCUAGACUUUCAAGCACUUUGGGAGCGCUACUUUCAAGGUGUUCUGUUUAAACUGAAGCUAUCUAGGCCUAUAUACUGGGUACUCGACAGCCUGGACGAAUCCGAUAGCCCAGGCAUACUUCUUUCACUCAUCUCCUCAAUAUCUUCACAGACGCCAAUCAGGGUUUUGAUGACCAGCAGACCUCUCAAGGUAGCCCCUACCUGGGACCAAGCGAGGGGCACAACCUACUUCCUGGUAGCGUCCGAUACUGAGGCAGACAUGGGAAACUACAUUACCAGGGCGGUCCAGGACGUCGUGCCGGGAGAUCCACCGACACAAGCUUUUGUAAGAGACGAGAUACUCAAGAAAGCCCAUGGCUCUUUUCUGUGGGCGCGGCUGGCUCUCGACCUCAUCCAAGACAGCUGGCAUAUAAAGACGGAUCUUCUGGUUGCCCUGACAGAGGUCCCGCGGGGGAUGGCUGCAAUGUACAAACACAUGCUCAAGAAUGUCAAAACGCAGAACCCCAGGAAUGGCAGAUUGGCGAGGAGAGUGCUAGAGUGGGUGACAUGCAGCGUGCGCACGCUCUUUGUGGACGAGAUGGCGGCAGCGCUGAGGCCCGAGUUUGGCGAGUUUCUGAACUUGGCCGUGUCCAUGACGCAGAUCUGUGGCCACUUUAUCACGAUCGAGCAGGCGCAAACACAGCCUGGGAGGCAGCGCAUCUCCUUGAUACACACGACAGCCAGGGAGUUUCUGCUGAAUGACGUGGGCGAGGAUGGCAUUGGCUCGGGAUGGAUUGACGAGCAGCUCGCACACGAAACGAUUGCCAAAACAUGCCUUGCCUACUUGUGCGAAGAGCAGUGGAAGUCGAGAUUUGCGUCGAUUCCGGUGACGACAGGCGACGACCUGGUCGGAAUUUCAGGAGACUUUCCCCUCUUGCGUUAUGCAGUCAACCACUGGGCUAAACACGUGUCAAAAUCUCCCGUGGAUAGCGUAGAGCUGCUAGAGGCCGUCGAGGGAUUUAUGCUCAAUCACUGUCUAUCCUGGAUAGAGGCUCUUUCUCUGUCCGGCAACAUGACCCAGCUGGUUCAAUCGGCAAAGCAUCUCAAGAAGUUUGUCAAGAGGUCGACCCGUCAGCCAAAGUCAGAACCGCGUCAGCUGGUGCGCUCCAUGGGCACAGAGUCUCGCGUAUCCUUGGCCUGGAUCCAGCCCUGGGCGGUUGACUUUAUCCGCAUCGCCAGCAAGUUUGCCGCCAACCUGGUCAGCAGCCCGUCGGCGGUUUACCGCAACGUGCCACCAAUGUGUCCGCGUGCGUCGAUGGUGGCCAAGGUUUAUGGAGGACAGUGUGCUGGCGGGGCCAACUUUUCUUCCCUGCCGACGGCUCGCCUGGACCAGGGACGCCUCUCGGUCAGCGGCAUUCGGUCCGAGACAUGGGAUGACUGUCUGGCCAGCGUGCUGGUUGGCAACGAUGAGUUCGGCAACCAGGUGCUCGCCGCCGAGGGUCUCUUCUUCACCCUGGUUAGCAGUGCCGGCGUCGUCACCGCUUGGAACGUUCAGACGUGCGAAAAGGUCCGCAGGUUCAAGCAUACCGAGUACGUCCCGAUGAUGGCGAUUGGCCGCGGCGGUCAGACUCUCGCAGUGGGGGGCUACAGCUGCUUUGUCAUCUGGGAUGUCGCCACCGGAGAGAAGCUUCACCAGAUACCCAAGGCAGUUGAUGCUGUCGUGCGCCAUCUGAGGUUUGGACCAGGAGAAACGGAGCUCGUAGCUGCGUUUGACAACUGCGCAGUCCAGAUCAUCCAGGUCGACGACGGUGCCUCAAAAACUUCCAAGAUGAGCCUUGCGGGCCUGGAUUCCAGCUAUUGGGGGUGUCCCUGGAGACAGGCAAUCAGCGCCGAUUUAACCAAGGUCGCAAUGGCAUGGCGUGGGAGACCACCAGUUGUUUGGGACCUGAGCAACCUUGCCAGAGCGCCUCUGCGAUGUCGGACCCGAGCGAUGCAGGAUCCCCUGCUGUAUCAAGAACAGCUCCUGUGGCAUCCGGACAAUAACCGGCUGCUGAUUCUCUGCCAGGACACUUCGCUCUGGGAGUGGUGGCUGCCGAGCGACGACCUUGUAGAGUACCCCAAUGUCAAAGCCAAAGACAUUGCGCUCUCUGAAGAUGGAUCUCUCCUUCUCACGGUAGAAUACACUGGCACAAUCAGCAUAUGGACCUUGCCUCAGUUGCACCUCGUAUACCGACUAACAUGCAGCCUCGGCGGCGAUCCAUCCAUCGGCGUCGUCUUCAGCCCCGACAGUCAACGGUUCUACGACAUCCGUGGCUCGGUCUGCAACGUCUGGGGGCCGGACUCGCUGGUGCGAUCCGACGAGGACCCCGACAAUGACGACGCCACCAGCACAUCAGGCAGCUACGCCGUCACAGAGCCCGUGGUCACAGCUACGCCGUCAGCCGAAAGCACAACCAUCACUGCGCUCGCCAUUGGCCCCGAAGAUAAAUUCUUUGCCUGCGCCCGCGAGGACGGUUCCGUUGUGAUCCACGAUGCUCUCGACGAGGGCAACUGGCUGCGCAAGGUGCACUCGCACCCCCUGCAUAGUACCGUUGACCUCUUGUCCUGGUCGCCCUCUGGAAAGUACAUGGUGUCCGGUGACGACUCGGGGUAUAUAGUCUGCAAGCGUCUGCAGAUCAAGGACGUGAAGCCUCCCACGCCCGAGAAGGAGCGCACUCGCAAUGAGCCCCGCGGCUUUACCGGGAGAUGGGCUGUUUUCCCCGUGUUUGACAGUCGUCUCAGAGAGCCUGCAAGGCAGGUGCUUUUCAGCCCUGACGAAAAGCUACUUGUGGUGAGCACAGAUGACGCAGAGCAUAUAUGGGAUUUGCGAGCAAAGCAGGAAGUCAUCCGACCACUGGAGCGAAAAGAAGGUCAAACAAGGGGACACUGGGCGCUGCACCCCACAAACCCUGACCGACUGCUUUGUCUGCAUGGCAAGGUUGUCCGAGAGCACAAGUGGAGCACUGGUCUUGAAGUAACAGCAUUGACUGAUCAAGGUCAGGGCGGCGGUCCUCAUGGCGAGCAAGCGCAAUCAUCCCAUGUCCCUGACGCUCUUCCAGAGCCACAAGCGCCGUCCAUGCCAAACUCUGGCCACGUUUCGCAGUCCAAAACACAGACGCAGAGCGAGGCAGUAGUCUGGUCCGCGUCUAUCGAUAGCGGCAGGCUUAGAGUUGCAGCCCUAUCGACCAACGACAACCCUUGGGCACUAACAUCACAUUCCGGGCUGGAUCUUUACCUUCUAGACACCUCGUGUAGACCCGAGCCUGAUACUCCCAAAAGGUUGCCGGCUUUCGUGGGCGAAAAGGUCAAGCUACUCCUCGGCUCAAACGGUAACAAUCUUGUCUUUCUGGCCUUUGACGGCUGGGUCUUAUCUUAUAACACCACAAAUCCGAUAGCUACCGGGAUGGAAUCGUCUUGCAAUAGCUCGGAAACGAAUGGAAGUCCUACUGCCAAUAACUCCCAGCUAGGACUGCGAAAACAUUUCUUCCUGCCAAAAGACUGGCUCAACACGACAACGGCACACAUGUCAAUGGUAGGAACCGCAUCGGAUGGAACUUUUUUCUGUCCAAAGCAGGGUGAUGUUGCCAUCGUGAGAAAUGGACUUCGCUUAUAAGAGAUGAGAAUGAGAGGGUUGAGCCGGCUGGAAAUACUGGGGCGUGGUAGCCAUGGCUAUGUGAUCAGCUGGAGGAAAGGUAGUAGGUAACCUAGACACCCAUAUAAUCCGGAUGCAGAGGCUGGGAUCCAAGGCACUGUUGCACCAGAGACAUGUCACUUUUUUUCUUGGAUUUUGAUCAUUGCGAUGAUGAUCUGCCAGGGUCCCUGCUCAGGACCAGGACCAGAUCCUACAGGAACAGCCCCAAACGGGUGCUCACAAAUCAAGAAUUAUCUGCACCUGGGGGCCACCCGUCUGUCAAAACUGCCCGAUUGGACGUAAUAUGCAAGCACUCGCGCGUAUCAUUGGAACUGAUACGAUGCAUAAUGUGGAUACACAACUGCUGCUCUUCCUCAACCAGUUAGCCUGCGCGCGCUUCCCCUCCUUUCCAAUCAAAUUGAAGAUGGCAAGGCUCAGCUGCGGA
This is a messenger RNA of Pyricularia oryzae 70-15, 5709 nucleotides long. Its product is annotated as NACHT and WD domain-containing protein, variant. The transcript is spliced from 3 exons. Gene Ontology annotation, molecular function: hydrolase activity, acting on ester bonds; protein binding. Bases 189 to 5246 code for a protein of 1685 amino acids. NCBI's taxonomy places the organism in Eukaryota, Fungi, Ascomycota, Sordariomycetes, Magnaporthales, Pyriculariaceae. The record is from RefSeq and is a predicted model, not a curated record.